Messenger RNA from Zootermopsis nevadensis, 988 nucleotides. RefSeq names its product centromere protein X. NCBI's taxonomy places the organism in Eukaryota, Metazoa, Arthropoda, Insecta, Blattodea, Termopsidae. Gene Ontology annotation, biological process: replication fork processing; resolution of meiotic recombination intermediates; kinetochore assembly. The record is from RefSeq and is a predicted model, not a curated record. Gene Ontology annotation, cellular component: Fanconi anaemia nuclear complex; FANCM-MHF complex.
ACACAUUCAGUGAAUUUCUCAAAACUUCUGCGUUACCUCUAUGUCAAUAUUAUACGUUCAUCUUUUAAAGAAUAAUAUUUAUUGCUAUGUACUAAUAUCGCCAUUUAAACUUCAAAAUCCGUAUACAGAUUACGGCAAUACAUUCCAAAGAUGAACCGAGUUAUUUGUGAGUUGAUUACCAUCCAACGACUAGGCUCCAUGGCAUUUCAUAUACAGACGAUGUUUUAGUUUAGCUAUUAGAUCGUGUCAUUUUGUCAAACGAAACGUUUAGUGUUGUAUAUUUCAAUAAAUAUGGACGUAGAAGACUACGAUAUCUCAAAACUAACUUCGAAGUUUAAAAUUGAGGCCAUUAGGGAAGUUUUGAAACUGCAUUUUGUAGAUUCAAAAACGCGUAUCACAGAAGAUGUGCUGCAGCUCGUGGCAGAAGUUAUUCGCAUUAUAACCACAGAGGCUACUUUGAGAGCAAGCAGGCAAGCCAGUAUUGAGGGACUGGUAGAGGUACAGAUUUUGCACGUAGAGAAGAUACUGCCACAACUAAUGCUGGAUUUCAUCUGACAGAGCCAAACAGUGAACCCCUAGCAAAUAAAACUACACACAAUUAACCGACUGCAUCAGUUAUACAGAUUUACUAUAUAUAAAUUGUCGUUUUCUUCUUGAAUUUCUUUGUAAUGUUAUGUAGCCAGUAUAUAAACAAAUUUGUUCUUCUGUAAAUAUGGGAAAAUAUAAUUUGUAUUUUUUUAUGAAAAUAUGCCAUAAGCAAAGGUCUCGUGACAGGCUGAUCACCUAUCUAGGAAGUCCUGCUAAAUGUCUAAACCGAUUCACGAUUUCAGGAGAAAUUCUUAAUUGGAACAGGCCAUAAGGUCUAAUCCAUGAGUUGAUGUUUCUUUACGCACGUGAUAUUUUUGUACUUGUAUAGGGUCUACUCCUUGUAGUUCGUUGUGUCUGGAUGCGAAUGCAAUAAAAGGAGAAUGGAGAUACAAUUUUGAAA